This is a messenger RNA of Helobdella robusta, 603 nucleotides long. RefSeq lists its product as hypothetical. The transcript has 3 exons. The record is from RefSeq and is a predicted model, not a curated record. NCBI's taxonomy places the organism in Eukaryota, Metazoa, Annelida, Clitellata, Rhynchobdellida, Glossiphoniidae. Bases 1 to 603 code for a protein of 200 amino acids.
AUGCAUACAGCAUUCGAAAAUGAAUCUGAAAGUAAAGCGCUACUUCUGUGCUCUUUGGCGUGUGCCAGUAGCACCCAGUGCAUUGCUUUCAACUUCUAUCACGAUUCUUACCUCUGUGAAACUUUUGACAGUAAACCACGUGCGUGUUUCAUUUACAUCGAAAAUUGCUCUCACAGGUAUCUUGCAAGUUCGUUUAAUCGUAAUUUAUCGGUCAACAUCAACUUUGGAUUUGCAACGUUGUAUAUUGAUGGCGAACAGCAGCCAAAUAUCUCAAACUGGAACAUGAAUGCUGCUACUAACAAAAUCUCAGUCCCGUUUAACGCAAAAGUCAUUGCGAUUGAAGUUCUGAAUUUUCUUCAGAAGAAUUACAUCCAGGCCUUCAGUGACGAUGGUUACAUCAAGACAGACACGACAUGGAGGUGUUCCACAUUGCCUCCAACACUGGAUUCCAAUAACAACAACUGGUUCGAUCCUGAGUACGAUGACUCCAGCUGGCCACCAGCCAUCAAUGUUGAUACAAAUUUUAAGGGGUAUUAUGGAUCUCUGAGAAUUUGGGCGGAUAACCGCUACGAUGCUUUCUGCAGGAAGAAUCUCUGCAUCUGA